UCUUUAAUUUGUUAAGUUGCCUCUGGUAGGCGUCUUUAAAAUCUGCGACACCCCAUUUACUUCCCCUCCUUCCUCCUUUCCUUCAUUUUUUUUUGGACAGUUUAUUCUAAUUAAAUGCUACCUCUCUUUCUCUCUUUCCCUCUCCUCACUUCUCUGCAUUUCAUUUGCAUCCAAAAUUGAACCAACAACGCCAAUCUCUCCUUCCUUUACCCCCCCCCCAAAUACAAUUCUGUUCCUUACACGUCAUCCUCCUCCACUUGUGAUACAGUAAGGACCAAGAACCCAUCAAUGGCGUCGCCGCCACCUUUGUUAUACGGAGUUAUUGGAGGAACUGUGGCCUCUUCGGAAAAUAAUAGCAGUGAAAGCUCCCAUUCUUCUUCUUCUUCAAUUGAGAGUGCAAAGCCUAGUAUUAUAAUAAUCAUUUUGAUCCUUUCUAUAACCUUGCUUGUUUCUGUUUCUCUUUGUCUCCUCUUGCGUCAUGUCAACCGCCGUUGCUUGCGUCACCUCUCUCGUUCCUCUACCUCCACUAUUAUCGCCUCCGCUGCCAGCCACCGUGUCAGUCCCGAACAAUCGCCGACGGCUUUGUUGCUUGAUUCUCUUCCUCUUUUUACUUUCUCUUCCAUUACUCGCCGCCGCUCCAACGGUGAUUCAACGGUUUUCGGAGAUUGUGCCGUUUGUUUGUCGAAAUUUGAACAGCAGGAUCAGCUCAGGCUUCUCCCUCUCUGUUGUCACGCAUUUCACGCCCAGUGCAUUGAUACUUGGCUUACUUCAAAUCAGACUUGUCCUCUAUGCCGCUCUCCUCUCUUCGCUUCCGAGCCCGAUCUCAUGAAGUCAUUGCUUCAGUCUUCUAACGCAGCCACACCGAUCGGAAGUGGCGGAAGCGAUAGUUUCCGGCUCGAGAUCGGUUCUGUAAGUCUCCGGCAACCAGGCUCCGAAUCAGGUGAGCAAAGAAGGUCGUAUUCCAUUGGCUCUUUUGAUUAUAUCGUCGAGGAAGAAUCAGAGGUGACUAGGAAUCAAACUCAUCAGAGAAACGUCUCCGAUAAAGAAGAGGUGGUCGGAGGAGCUGAGGCAGCUUCGGAAGGGAGCCUAGCCGGCGAGGUUGCCACCGGAAGGAGUUGGCUUAAGGAAUACGUGGAUAGGCUCUCUUCUUCGCUAUCGUCUCGUGCGAUGUCAUUUCGUAGCUCAGGUAGACUCUUCACCGGGAGCAGUCGACGAAGCGAUAUCGCCGGCGUUAUCACCGCAGAUUACGACGUGGAGGCCAAUCGCAUCGGCGAGGAGAUCAGCGAAAUGUUUCGUUGGUUCUCAGGGGUAUGAAUGGUAAAAAAAACGAGGUCGUAUGGACAUGUCCGCGCCGUUUUCUUCAUUUUUCUUUUUUGAUAAGUUGACUCAAAUGUUUUGCUCAUUCCACUCCGUUCCCGACGGAUCGAAAAAUCGCAACACAACAGAGAGAGCAAUAAAAGUUCAGAAAUGGAGUGGAGAUAGCAAAAUUUUUUAGUCCAGGUGAUUUUCUUUUUUACUAAUUUAUCGGCUGUAGAUAAAAAAAAAGGCAUUUACAUUUUAGAUUUUUAAGUAGUUUAGUGCGUUAAA
Gossypium arboreum is the source of this 1587-nucleotide messenger RNA. RefSeq names its product E3 ubiquitin-protein ligase ATL4-like. The transcript has a single exon. The record is from RefSeq and is a predicted model, not a curated record. The coding region runs from base 289 to 1314 and encodes 341 amino acids. Lineage: Eukaryota; Viridiplantae; Streptophyta; Magnoliopsida; Malvales; Malvaceae.